AAGACUAUUCCUUUGUGAUAUGAGAUCACAGGUCUGACUCAUCCAAGGGAAAUAUAAAAGGAAGAUUAAAUCUUGUUCAAAUUUCUGAAAUUCGAGUAAUAUAAUUGCAGGACUAAAUGUUGACAGAAAUUAUCAUCUUGAAUAGGAAUAAAUCUAAUAUAAUUGCCAAUUAGUGUACAAUCUGUGGAGCAAAUAAAAAGUUCAUAAUAGAGUCAACACAUUUAUUGACCAGAGUUAUAUCUUCAGAGAUAUGCACCAUCUGCUGGCAGGGCAAAAAAUGCUCAUAAAACUCUAGGACCUGACUCAGGGCUGCCAUUUGCUGUCAUCUUCUCAGUAAUUUACUGCAGGGUUUUUCCUGACCUGCCAAAAUAUUUCACAGUUAACUGUGUUUUAUAUUUUAUAACUGAGAGUUCCUAUAAAUAGAGAGAGGGUUAUGUGGAAUGGCAGUAGAUAGUUAUCAGAGGAGAAGAGGAAGAAAAGAUCGCACACCAAUUGCAAGUAAGAGUCCGUCAUUCAACCCAGGUUCUCGUCCUCUGCCUCCACCACCAGGGGGCAGUCAAAGCAUGGAUGAAGAGAACAUUGAAGCAGAGUCAUGGUAUCAUGGGGACAUCUCUAGAGACGUGUCAGACCAGCGCCUUAAAUCUCUAGGAACUAAUGGAUCUUUUCUGGUGCGCCUCAGCAAGAAAGGUGGACCUACUAGUCCAUAUUCUUUAUCUCUGUUCCAUGAAGGAAGGGUUUGGAAUCUUCACAUCAGAAAGAAGGCUGAUGCAUCUUUUGCAUUAGGCAAUGAAAAACCUAAUGAAUUGAGCUUUCCGUCAGUCUCAGAACUAAUCAGUUAUCACCAGACUAAUCCCCUGGUUUUAGCAGGUGCUCAGAGUGGUCAGACACAGCUCAGGAACACUCCAGACAAGUCAUAGCAUUAGCUACAAUGACUGGACUGACACUUUGUCUGAACUUGUAUAGAUUGACUCAGAAAAAAUAUCAUGUAUGGAACAGGCUCAAAAAUUGUUUUUUUUUUUUUUUUAAUAUCAUAAUAUCAGGAUAAAAAUAUGGAGCCAUGACUUAAUUUUAUAAUUGAAUUGAUAAUUGCUUUGUCCCUGUAUGUUUGAUAUUUAAAUAUGAUAUCAUGGCAUUUUCUAUGCACAAAAUAAAAGACAGGUAUGUAUAUAAAUAGAUUUACAAGAUAUGAAUAUAUGACAUGUUGAGCUAAUAUAUUUCCAACACACCAAGUUCUUGUUAAAUCACAUGAAAAUAAUGCAGUUAGCCAACACUUUGAUGGACUGUUUGUUUUACAGUUUUAAAGCAUUUUUUAAUUAAAUCCCAUAUGAAAAUGUUACAUCAGCAUCUCAGAAUGCAGUAGGCUACCAUUCUUUGAUAAAUAACAAAUCACUGAAAUAAAUUAGAAGGGAUUUAUACCAAGUGUAAAAAAAAUCUGUGAAAAAUUAUUCAUUUGCAUAAUUUUAUUUAUUUGUUUUUAUCUGCUUGAUGUCCAUGUUAUUUUUAAACUAAUACAAAGUGUAAUAUUUUAGCAUAGCCUUUGGAUUAAAUAAAUGCUUGAAAAAGAACAUAUUCCUAACAGUAAUCAGCCCAUAAAUAAUUGUACCUGUAUGUAUAUUUGAGCAUUUCAUAAUUAGUUUAGUUUAACUGUAUAUAACAAGCAAGGAGAGUAAUUGAUCAAACUGGACCUGCAUUAAAACUGGUUUAUUGUGAAGUAGUAGGUAGGGACACUAGUGCAUAUAUUGUCUGAGUAUAUGGACAAAAUGUGAAAAACUUAUGUACCCACAUUUAUACACACGUGUCUAUACUCGUCCUAACAUAUGUAUAUUAUCAUUGAUUAUAAACCAUUUGACUAAUCCUUAGUCAAUUUAUUUUUAAACAAUUGUCAUACUUUCUAUAAUUGCAAAGCAAUUGAAUUUCUAUUGAAGUAAAAAUCAUGGCUUUGUUGAAGAUGGUCACAGUCUACUUGUUAAUCUUGCUAAUGUAUUAUCUAACUUAAAAUGCAAAUGUUAAGGUUGUGGCAUUUUCAGGUGAGACAUUCUUAUCAAAAAUGGAUUCAAAAUAACCACUCUAUGAUGUUAAUAGUUUUACUUUGGCAAAUUAUUGAAUCAAAACUAGACACUGUUAAGUUGAACUGUUUUAAAAUUUCAGCAUAAAGCUAAGGUAUUGGCCCAUAUUAAUGUAACAUAGAAAAAAUAGAUAUUGAAUGUAUCCUGGGGCAUUUUCCUUAAUGCCCCUUGUCAACUAAUUUAUGGUUCAAUAAUGCUGACCUGGAAUAACAAUAUCCAUCAAGACUUUUUGUCCUGAUAUUAACAAAUAAUAAAAUGCAAAUGUUCUAAGCAUUCACACGUUUCACUCUAUAAUUCUUAGCAAUUAUGCAUUUAUUUUGAUAGAGAAACAAUUGACUCCUGUGCCUUUAGAUCCAAUUUGCCAUUUUUUUGUUUGUUCUUUGAUGUAAUUGUGAGUGUAUACUAUUUGUUUCAGUCUCUUUUCCUUAUAUAUAAUGGGCAGUUGUUUUCAUAUUAUCAGUAUUAUUUUAACAGGUUUAUUUGCCUGUCUUGUUUCUCAUAUGUAGAAGAAAUACAAUCUUUUGUAUAUUCUUCCAAGUUCAUCUUUCACACUUGUAUAUCAGUAUGUAUAUAUAUUUCAGUUUUACCAAGGUGAAAGUGCUUUACAAUAUAAUGUUAUCAAGUUAGAAUUUAUCCAUUAUAAAUCCAGCUUUACUGACAAUUAUUUACAUCCAAAUAAAUCUUCAUAUUGCAUUGGAGGUUGGAGAUUGCAACCACUUUAAUGUAGCAUUAUAGGUUUACUUGUUACAUUGAAUAUCAUGAUCUAUAAAUCCAUUUAGGAUGCCACCAAUUAUUCAGCAAGCAUCUCUCAGCACCAGUGUGGGUAAUAUUAUCAUCACAAGAGCACAUUUAUGUGAAUAUGAACAUUUUUUGUUUUAAAAGGCAGAAGCUAGCUUGCCAAUUUUUUUCCUGCGUGCUCUUUUAAACUAGUUUUGCAAUAUGGUGUUAGAGCAUUUUAUGUAGAACAAAUCUGAGGUUGCUGAGCAACUUUGUAUUGACACCAUGCCUGUGAUGAUUUAAAGCAACAUCAUAAUUCCAAGUAUUCUGUAAUUAAAUUUAGUAGUAGUCUUAAUACAAGUCACAUUUUAAUAGAUACUUGAGAUAGUAAUAGUAGUAACAGUCUAAAAGGUGUUUGAGUUGAUGAUCAUCAAAUACCGGUUAUUUUUAGAUCACACCGCUGGUGUUUACUUAUUAUUUUUGCAUUUUUUGUGAUCAAUUCAUGGAAUCUAGGUUAUAGCUUCCAACAUCAGUUCCUAUAUAUAUGUACAUCAGAUUAGUUGAUGAAACCCAAAAUGUUUACAAGAAUUUCAAUGCAUUAUAUGUACAACAUA
This is a messenger RNA of Lingula anatina, 3397 nucleotides long. RefSeq lists its product as uncharacterized. NCBI's taxonomy places the organism in Eukaryota, Metazoa, Brachiopoda, Lingulata, Lingulida, Lingulidae. Gene Ontology annotation, biological process: intracellular signal transduction; cell surface receptor protein tyrosine kinase signaling pathway. Gene Ontology annotation, molecular function: protein binding. The record is from RefSeq and is a predicted model, not a curated record.